Messenger RNA from Durio zibethinus, 1227 nucleotides. Its product is annotated as putative protein S-acyltransferase 1. Gene Ontology annotation, cellular component: Golgi apparatus; endoplasmic reticulum. Lineage: Eukaryota; Viridiplantae; Streptophyta; Magnoliopsida; Malvales; Malvaceae. Gene Ontology annotation, biological process: peptidyl-L-cysteine S-palmitoylation; protein targeting to membrane. Gene Ontology annotation, molecular function: protein-cysteine S-palmitoyltransferase activity. The record is from RefSeq and is a predicted model, not a curated record.
AUGAAUGACCGAAAAAAGAGAAUCAUGAAUAGGAACAAAAGCCAAAUUUAUGACUCUUCCUCCAUUCACAUGGAAAACUCCCCUCCCAAAUCCAUUCCCAAGAGGAUUUAUCAAGUUUGGAAGGGAAAUAAUAAAUUUUGUUGUGGUGGGAGAAUGAUUUUUGGCCCCGAUGCAUCAUCACUUUUCUUAACUUCGUUUCUGAUUGGAUGUCCUGCAAUAGCAUUCUGCACAAAGAUGGUGGUGAAUAUCACGCACGACGAUCCAGUUUUUAACUAUCAAAUGUUGCUGGGGGGGCUCAUCCUCACUGUUUUGGAUUUAGGUUUUCUAUUUCUGACAAGUAGUAGAGACCCGGGAAUAAUACCUAGAAAUUCACUGCCACCUGAAUCGUCGUCCGAUGAAGUAAAUUAUCUGUCCAAGAAUCCAUCAUUGGACUGGGUGAUGAGUAGUAAAACUCCAAACCUCCGAAUGCCAAAGAUUAAGGAUGUAAUAUUGGUGAAUGGUAAAACGGUUAAGGUCAAGUUUUGUGACACAUGCCUGUUAUAUCGUUCGCCGCGUGCAUCUCAUUGCUCCAUUUGCAACAAUUGUGUCCAGAGGUUCGACCACCAUUGCCCAUGGGUGGGUCAAUGCAUCGGACUACGCAACUACCCUUUCUUCAUUUCUUUUAUAUCAUCAUCCACUGCCUUGUGCAUAUAUGUGUUCUUGUGCUCUUGGCUGAACAUUCUUCGACAAGACUGCGGCUUGUGGGAUGCCAUGUCUCGUGAUAUACUGUCAGUUAUUCUCAUUGUGUAUUGCUUCAUAGCCAUCUGGUUUGUUGGUGGCCUAACAGUUUUCCAUUUCUAUCUCAUUUGCACUAACCAGACAACCUAUGAGAAUUUUCGGUACCGGUACGACAAGAAGGAAAAUCCCUUUAACAAAGGCAUAUUAAACAAUUUCAAAGAAGUGCUACUUUCAAAGAUCCCACCUUCAAUGAUCAAUUUUCGGGCAUGGAUUUCAGAAGAUGACAACCUUUCCAACGGGGAUUGCAUUGCUUCGAAAGAGAAUUUAGACAUAGAAAAGGGGAACAUCGAUAGUGUUGCAGUUCCGAACCUUUCGCAGAGGAUCGACUAUGAUGGUUUUGAUAAUAGUUUGAAGGGGAAGGGCGGAGCAUUUGAUGAUCCACCUAAUAAUUCCUUUUCAAUUUCCAACAACCAAAAUUUUCACAAAUCAAACGAAUUUGUUAUAGCGUAA